AUGAACUAUAACAAUUGUUGGGAGAAUUAUAAAGUGCUUGGUAUAGAUUUGAUGGAUUGUGAACCUGUGAUCAUUUCUCGAGAGGAGUAUUUUCUGUUUCACAACAUAGACAGAGAGCUUUAUAAGAUCCUAGUGAUAGACCUCUCAAGAGAACCAGAUGAGUCAUUGAGAAUUGUAGCCUUGUUGCUCUGGCUGGAGCGGAUUAGAUAUGGUAAUGUGGUAAAGAGUAUAUUGUCUUUACCGAAAAUUUUGAUAACUGCGGUUGCUGAUGAAGCACUUUUAUGCUACAAUUGCGUUAUGGAUAGUAACCCAACAGCUCCUUGGUUCAUAGACAAUGUUGACCUCCGUGUUCUGCGUACAAUUGUGAACAAGCCAAUCUCGCUCCCAAUCUUGAUUGGAAACAGGGAUUUGGCAAUUCAUGGGAUAGCAAAAACGUAUGACGUGUGUCUCAGAGCAUUGAGUGACAUCAUGAAGCAAGCUCAAAUCAGGAAUUUAGCAGCAUGCAUAAUACGUGGUAUGCCCUAA
Messenger RNA from Gastrolobium bilobum, 525 nucleotides. RefSeq lists its product as uncharacterized. The record is from RefSeq and is a predicted model, not a curated record. NCBI's taxonomy places the organism in Eukaryota, Viridiplantae, Streptophyta, Magnoliopsida, Fabales, Fabaceae. The coding region runs from base 1 to 525 and encodes 174 amino acids. The transcript has a single exon.